Podarcis lilfordi (Lilford's wall lizard) is the source of this 10585-nucleotide messenger RNA. The record is from the annotation of a GenBank genome assembly. Lineage: Eukaryota; Metazoa; Chordata; Lepidosauria; Squamata; Lacertidae.
AUGCUUCUAAGUACUGAACAGAUAAACCUAAUUGGACAAGUGUUUGAGUCGUAUGUUCUGGAACACCACAAAAAUGACCUCUUGCUGAUUUUAAGAGAAAAAGAUGACGAUACGCAUUACCCAGUUAUUGUUGAUGCUAUGACGCUAUUUGAGACCAACAUGGAAGUUGGUGAAUAUUUUAAUGCUUUUCCCAAUGAAGUGCUCCCUGUUUUUGACAGUGCGUUGCGCAGGGCAGCCAUGACCCUUUCUCAGUCCGUUCCUCAAACGGAUGACUUUGUUGUUAAACAGAACCUUCAUGCCAGGAUAUCAGGUAUGAAUUUCAUCAGAUUGCAACCAUGUAUUGAAUUGCAUUGAAGAGAAACUCUCCAGGCAUUAGUGUAAUUUAUAUAUUUAUUUAUUUAUUUAUUCAUUCAUUUAUUACAAAGAAUCUUAAUAAUUAUAGAAUGUAAAAAGGGGAGGUUGGAGUCUGCUGUUUUGUUCACAGUUUUCUUUUCUCCCUGCCUGUCUCCAGACAGUUCAAAGUGGCAUGCAGGAUUGCGACACGCUUUGGGCAGGUCUCCACCUUUCCCUCCCUCUGAAAUGGUUCUUACUCAGUCCCACCAGCUCCCAGAUUUUACUGAUGUUAUUAAUUAUUGUUUAUUUUUUCCAUUAUAAUAUUUAUUCUCUGACCAAUGGUCUCAGUCCCCCCUCGAUGACUGCAUCCCUUUGCUUGCUGGCCUCCCUGUCUCUUAUCUUAUAAAGGGCAAAACAAGGUGGCUCCUAUUAUUCUUCAAAUGCUUUACUUUUGGAUCUCAGUUGUCUGCUUGUCUGAUGCUUUGCCUGAGAACCAUGCCAAAAAGAUGUGCAGUAGCUUACUGAAGUGCUGUAGCUGUCUCUGGCUUGAGGUGCAUAAGCUGUGCUUUAAGAAGGUCGUCAAGUUUAGGCCUAUUAAUAGAAAAAAGGAUGCUGCAGGCAAAAUGGUGGGAAAACAUGAAGCUCUUCUUAAUUUAUGUAGAGAGUAUAAUAUCUCCAAGGUUACAAUAACACACACACACUCACUCUCUCCAGGACUUAUUUUGUGUUCUGACUGAACGAUGGGGUGUUUUUGUUUUUAAAAGUACAGUGUGUUUUGUGAUCUAUUUUUAUGUUAAUCACUCCCCUCAAAGGCUUCCUCCCUGUAUGCACCUGUAGUGUCACACUGAGGAAGAGUAUUGUUAUCAGGAGUAGAUAGUGUGAUGCCAUCAAUUUUCCCUCUAUAAGGCUUUGCAUAUCUUUAUAACUAUAACCUAUGGAUGUAUCAGUUAAUAUGAAUCUGUGUAGUCAGCAAUUCUAGGAACCUGCAGGUUUAGCAUUUAUUGCAAAGGACUUAGUAAAAUGCGUACAAAUGGGAGGCGGGGAUGCAGUUGAGGCAGGGGUGAUCUGUCUUAUAGAGAUAAAGCAGAAUAUGGUCUCACAGUGAUCACAGAAUGCUUGCCAAGGCUUUGAGAACAUUAUAGGUUGACAUGGGAGUUUCCUGCUAGCUAUCUCCCUAUGUAGAAUUCCGGUAAAACAUAAAUAGUUUCCAAGGCCACGAGAACAUGGAGAAAUAAAAUAAUUAUUUUAUUAUUUAUUAAAUUUGUAUGCCUGCUUCAUCAGAGGAUCACAGGGUGGUUUAUAACAUAAAAAGACACAGUGAGAAUCAAUAUUGACAAGCUGGAAUGUGUGCAUAGGAGGGCGACAAAGUUGAUACAGGGAACUGACCACUAACAGUGUGUCUGUCUUAUCUGGAGUGAACUUCAGUGCAUUGGCUCUCAUCCAGUCCACUAGCAAGGCAAGACAAUGGUCUGGCACAUCCACUGCUCCACCUGCAGAUGUAAAGGAGAAGUAAGGCUGUGUGUCAUCCGCAUAUUGCUGAAAACUUGCUCCACAAUUCUGGAUGACCUCACUCAGUGGUUUCAUGUAGAUACUAAAAUGUGAAAAGGCUGUGUGGUGGCAUUGAAGAGGCUAGGGUUCUCAUCCAGUAAGAAUCCCACCACAGAUCUUGUCAGCACAGGGCCUGCACCACUUGCCUGUAAGGAGCUUGAAACCACUGCUGCAUGGAAAGGAGGGGGUUCUUGGCAGUCUACAAAUUUAUCCCAUGAAUAAAAGCUGUAAAAGAGCAACCUGAAUGUUUUUUAUUGCCUAUAUGAGUCCAAAAUAACUAUUUGGGCUUUGGUGAAACAUCACCCAAGAAUUCUGGGGGUUGUGGGUGGCCAGCAUAUCAUAAGCUUGACACUCACAUAUGCUUUAAAACCUCUGAGUAUUAGUUAUGUGUUUUAAGCUUAUUACCCUCAUGAUAUAUGUGGUUAUGUUUUAUCUGCUCUAGCCAGUUGUAUCUGCAUUUGCUUUAGAAGUUUUGUUCAAAGUCAUUCAAGUGGAAAACACUCCACCAUGUAAUUAAUUGAGAAUUGCACAUGGUAGAUUAAUGACAGAUAAGUUCGAAAGCACGUCAAAGUGCAAGUAGAUAAAUAGGUACCGCUCUGGCGGGAAGGUAAAAGGCGUUUCCGUGCACUGCUCUGGUUUCGCCAGAAGCGGCUUAGUCAUGCUGGCCACAUGACCUGGAAAUACUGUCUGUGGACAAACGUCGGCUCCCUCAGACAGUAAACAAGAUGAGCGCUGCAACCCCAGUGUCAUUUGCGACUGGCUUUAACUGUCAGGGGUCCUUUACCUUUGGCUUUCUACUAGGGGCCAAGGGUAGCAAACAUAGUAUGCCCUAAAAAUUGCUGAACUACAGCUCCCAUAAUCCCUGACCAUUGGCCAUGUUCACUGGGACUGUUGAGAGUUGGCAUGCCACCAGUUCCCCAUCCAAGCUGUUAGUAGUAGAUCAAGUUAAUGAAAUACUUUGAUGGCAGCUCUACAUCAAGGUGUAUCUGAGAAUGCCUUGCAAACUUGUGCUGCUGGGGAAUUGAAGAUGCAGCCUUGAUGGGAUUUAACAGUGACAUAAGAAAACAUAGCUUUAAUUAACAUUUGUGGGGUAAUAUUUUCUAUGUGCUGAUUUACCAGGUUUGCCGGUUUGCCCAGAGCUAACCAGAGAACACAUCCCAAAGACCAGAGAUGUGGGACACUUCCUCUCAGUCACUGGCACUGUUAUUCGUACCAGUCUUGUGAAAGUCCUGGAGUUUGAACGGGAUUACAUGUGCAACAAGUGCAAGCAUGUGUUUGUAGUCAAGGCUGACUUUGAACAAUACUAUGCUUUCUGCCGUCCUCCAGCCUGUCCUAAUGAAGAAGGCUGCAACUCAUCUAAGUUUACAUGCCUCACUGGAACAUCCUGUGCUCCCAACAGCUGCAGAGACUACCAAGAAAUCAAGAUUCAGGAGCAGGUAUCAAAUAUAUUUAAACUAAUACCAUGACUUUUCUGGGGUCCUAAUUUUGCUAUGGAAAUCAGUGGAUAGAUGUUAGCUUCAGUGAUAUGUCUCCUCCAUCCCUUUUAAUAUUGGCUAUACCUUCUGUCGUGAUUCUGUGUCCCAGCCAUGGCACAUUAGUUCCCACCAUUCAUCUCUGCAAAAUUAGGAUCUCACAAUAGGGUUAACACAAAUUGGCAAAAUGCUUAAACAGAUGAUAUGCCCUGAUGACUGCCAUAGCCGUUAUAGUAACAUGGAUGCAAGCAUAGAAAUUAUUAUGCAUUGUUUUACCAUUCUGCCUGCAUUCUACCUGUAUCUUAUUAAUAAUUAUGGCAAACUUCAAAUAUGCAGUGUUGAGAUUGUACUGAAUUUUCCCUGGAGGACAAAAACAAUACAAUUACCGGCAUACAUAUAGAUUGAAUCCCUGUGUUGCAGCAAAAUCACAUUUUUGCAUCUUCUUAUAAGGAACAUCUUAAUUUUUAAGCAGACAACAGUCCUGGAAAAUCACAUUAGGUGUGCUUAAAUAAACCAUCAGGUAACAGUACCAUUCCACAUUGCUGUUUAGUUAUUUUUUUCUCUUGAUAUUUUUCCAGCAGACAUUGAGAGAUGUGAAUUAAAAUGAUCAGCACCUAAAAUGGUUUAAGACCAAAGGCUAGUUUCAUUGUCACUGAUGGCUAACUUCCCACUCCAUUUCAUCUGAGCAGCAUGCCCAUUCAAAUGCAUUCUUUAAGAGAAAGUGCUUCUGUUUUAAUUCAGGAAAAGUUUAGUGUUUUGGAAACUUUGUAUGCAGCAUAUGGAAAUCCCAAGAAAUGAAUGAAAUUGAUGUACAAGAGCAAGGUGGCAAUUGAGCUCCUUCCUAAUUUCCUCCCCACCCCCAAAUAAUUGUAACAACCCAGCUGGUACCUCAUCACCACAUUGCCUUGUAUUUAUUGGUUUGACAUGUCAAGUGUCCCCAUGCUGUAAAAGUAUUUCAAGGCCACAAUCCUAUGCAGAUUGAUUUGGGAAUAAGCCCCACUGAACAUCAUGGAUUAAAUUAUGACUCAACUUGCAUAGGCUCAGGCUGCAAAUUAUUUGGAAAGGGGUCACCAUAGUAUUCAUAACCUGACUGAAAUAUAGACCAAAUGAAAGCAGAUUGCCUGGACACCAUUGGGUAGCUAAAGAAUUAUUUCCCAGGGAUGAGGCCACAAAUGAUCAACAUAGGUACUCAAGUGUAAUUUCUGUUGAGAUAUUUGUAGGAUUCUAGCUCAGGAUUAUUUUGAACAUUGUUUAUCUUGAAAUAAAAUACAUACACUUCUUGCAAUCUAGGUUCAAAGGCUCUCUGUUGGAAGUAUUCCUCGUUCUAUGAUAGUUGUCCUUGAAGAUGACUUAGUUGACAGCUGCAAAUCUGGUGAGUUCUGUGUCACUGCCUUUUGAAAAAAUCUUCUUUAGGACUGUCCAUGUUUGAAAAGGUGAAAGCAGAGUUGUUACUGUCUAAUAGGAAAAUGUUAUAUGCCAUGUUGUUUUGCUGGCAUUGUGGUCAUACAAUAUGAAAUCUUGAUACUUUAAGACAAUUGUGGCUUGUGAGAGGAAACUUCCAUUUCAAGGGGCACCUUAUUUUCUUUUUAGCCCACUGAUCUUUUUAAUGGUUUUUUUAAAGUCAUUUUUCAUUAGAAAUUUAUUCCAUACCUUAAUUACAUUACCAUUAGAUGAAAUAAACAUUUCUUUUACCAUGUUGCAAUACUAAUUGCUAGAUGAAGGUUGCGGUCAAAGUUUUUUAAACCCUAAAUGUAAAUUUGAUCUGUUUCCAAAUAUAUUAUUCUUUAUAUGCACAAUUUAAAAAUCAUAAUGUUUACCACUCGGUUGUUCCUUGCUUAUAAUUUGGUUGAUUAGUGAUUGUUAGCAUUAAACUUUGUUUUUAGCAGGUAUUGUCUUGUUUGUUUAUUUUUAUUUGAGCUGCAUUGCCUCUAAAACUUUACAAAUAAAGGUUUUAAAAAGUUGCUACAUAGAAGAUAAUGUCAUUGACGUUAGGUGAAAGCUCAGUCAGUAGAGCAUGAGACUCUUAAUCCCAGGGUUGUGGGGUUUGAGCCCCAUGUUGGGCAACAGAUUCCUGCACUGCAGGGGGUUGGAAUACAUUAUCCUUGUGGUCCCUUCCAGCUCUAUGAUUCUAUGAUUCCAAUCCAUCAGAGUGCUAGCAUCUAAAGUAUUUAGCUGUUAAACAGAUGUCUGCAGGUAUUAACCAAGUUAACUGAGAGAGAGGCAAAGGAUGUGCUCUGUAUGCAAAUGCUAAGUUUUAUUCCUGACUUUCCCAUUUUAAGGGUUGGGAAAGGCUCCUGCACAAAUCCUUAGAAAGCCAUUUGCAGUCAGAAUAGAUGAUGCUGACCUCGAUGGACCAAUAGUCUGAGUCAACCAAAGGAAGCUUUUGUGUGUUCAGAAUGUGAUAUGUGCAAUAUUGUUUUGACCAUUCUCGUUUGUCCUCAGGUGAUGACAUAACAGUUUAUGGAGUAGUAAUGCAGAGGUGGAAACCUUUUCACCAGGAUGCACGUUGUGAUGUAGAGAUUGUCUUAAAGGCCAAUUACAUUCAAGUAAACAACGAGCAGAUGUUAGGUGUUAUAAUUGAUGAGGAGGUCCGCAAAGAAUUUGAAGAUUUUUGGGGAAAACAUAGGGGCGACCCCUUAGCAGGUUUGUAAAAGAGAAUAUAAUAGAUUAGUGGAAUGAAAAAAUGCUAACACACCAUUUUUUUUUAGUGGUGGGGGGGCGGAACAUAUUCACAAUUAGGCCUGUUUCGUUAGGUCUGAUUUCUAAGCUGCUGCUUUUAUGGAGGACAGUAGGACUUUUCUAUCAGUUGGGCCAUACCUAAAUACGCAAAACCCACCUGCACUGUCAGUUGUUUACUCAAUAAAUGCACGUUUGAUCCCUGUUUGUUUCAUUCUCACAGCAUUUUUCCUCAUCAAGAUACUUUGGCAUCAGGAAUUUUAUUGUUUCUGAGCAUUAAAAGCACUAAAACACAUAGUUCAAAGCUUUCUCCCAGAUAAUAAAUUCAUAGCAAAUUUAUUGCAGGUUCUGUUAUGAACUUAGUUGUACAAUGGUACCUUGGUUUACAAACUUAAUCCAUUCCUGAAGUCCGUUCUUAAACCAAAUCUGUUCUUAAACUGAGGCGCACUUUCCCUAAUGAGGCCUCCCGCUGCCAAUGCCCUUCCACCAUUCAGCUUCUGUUUGCAGACCAAGAUAAAGUUCGCAAAAGGGAACACUACUUCUGGUUUUGUGGAGUUCGUAAACCGAAUAUUUCAUUAACAGGGCUGUUCAUAAACUGAGGUACCACUGUAUGCACUUUUUAUAUAAAUAACUUAAAAUGACAUCAGAACGUAACGGUCUGUUGUCUUGUUAGAUGAUGUGUUGAGCAGCAUUGUACUGUCAAAAAAGUUAUAGAGUUUUCUGCUUAGUGUGCAAUAAAUGGUGCCUAACUGAAUUUCCUAGUAACUUUCAUUUUAAAUGAUGGAGCAGUGCUGUGACUAUUCAGGUUGAUGGAUGGGGAAGAGACAUCCUAGAGCAGGCACCCCCAAACUCGGCCCUCCAGACGUUUUGGGACUACAACUCCCAUCAUCCCUAACCAGGGAUGAUGGGAGUUGUAGUCCCAAAACGUCUGGAGGGCCGAGUUUGGGGGUGCCUAUCCUAGAGUCUGUGCAAGCGAGAAGUGGCCUUGGGGACAGACAGCCACACUACUUUAUUUAUUGAUUCUGUUUGUGUGACCAAGAGGCAGAAGCCAGGAGCUGGCUUUUAUGUGGGUAAUAAAUAUUUACUCGAAACUAAGAGUUCUGUGUGCACUCAGAUCUGCACAUUGUACCACUGCCUGUGCAAAGCCAUUCAUUUAAGUGGAGAGACCUGAUCUACUCAAACCUUCCUUUGCUUGAAAUUAAUUAUUUAAUGCAUGAAGGAUGUUCUUGCUGAUGGUAGACUUCUGUACAUCUGUCAGAGCUCUCACAGCCAGAACCAGUCUGUGUUAUUUCUAUGACCCCCUCGAGUAUACCUGUGAGGAAUAAUAAUAAAGGUGUUUCAGUAAAGCUAUACAUCUCAUUUAUUCCAGUAGCACAAGGCAUGGUGGAGCGCUGCCACUCACCUGACCUCUGGUCGGUUGUAUCACUGCUGCUUAUGGGAGGUUAGAGGAGGAGGGGCGAAGCGGCAUGGAGGUUGGCAUGGUGCAAAUGCACUGCCAGGAGCACUGAAUUAGCUCCAUACCAUGCCAACCUUGCUGCCACCUUUCCCUUCCACCUCCCAGUAAGCAGCAGCAACAUGAGUGAGCAGACUUCUCCAAUAAACCAUCUUCUACUGAUCCAAUUUCUACAUGUUCUCUAAGUAUCACUGCCCACUGGAAAACACUGAAUCUGGGCUUUUUUUUCUGUUCAGCAUCAUGUGAGACCAUUCCCACAACAAACCAAUAUUUACAAAAGUGCCAUCUGAUCAUUAUUUUUUUUAAUUCACCUGUCAUAGUCUGUUACUUUAAAUCAAGGAGUUCAAAUGAGUGGUAUCUUAGACAUUUACUUGGGAAAUGUGUGUGAUCAGAUAUAGUUUGUUAUCAGCUGAACUAAUUAUUUUCCCUCCCCCCUUUUCAGGGAGAAACGACAUUUUAGCAAGCUUGUGCCCUCAGAUUUUUGGGUUGUAUCUUGUGAAGUUGGCCGUAGCCAUGGUGCUUGCAGGGGGUGUGCAGAGAACAGAUGCUGCAGGCACUCGGGUUAGAGGUUAGUAUAUAUAAAACCUAUCCCCUCUUUUACAUACACACAACCCUCUAUAGACCUGUCUCCUUUAUCACUACGUUGGCCUGAAUUACUGUACCACUUGUAGUGUAAAAGAGCUGCCAUUGUAUGAUUUUUUAAUCCCUUAGUGCUUUCUUGAUAAAGUAGUCCCAUGAAAGACACUCACAUAAGUUAUCAUGUCCCUAAAAACUCUAGAAAGCAACUGUAUGUUGUACACUUUGAGGAACAAUAGCAACAGUCACAAAGACGGCUUUAAAUUUGCUGUACUACUUCACAGGACUGUGUCACUUUGUCACAACAUUGUUGUGAUGCUUUUCGUGGUAGUUUAAAAAUAUUUUUUAAUGACUUCUUUAAAUUUAAAUAAUCCACCAGCAAGUUAAUAACAUGAAAAUAAAGAUUUGACCAGAUUUUGGAGGGGAAAGAGCAAAAUCUCACAAAAGCCUUAUUCACACGUCAUGCUGAACCAGGGGUCAGCAAUGUUUUUUGAGGCUGGGCCGGUCCACUCCCCGGCAGACCUCUCAGUGGGCCAGAGUGUGCAUGCCCGCGUGUGCGUACACGCUAUUUCGGGCACACUUCUGGGACGGAGGAGUGACCGUGCACAUGCGCACAUACCAUUUCUGGCACUCUUCCGACCCGGAAGUUGGUCCCCGUGGUGAGAAAAAAAAUGGCACCGCGGGGAAAAAAGCAUGGAAUCCCCAGGCCGAUCCACAGAGCGGCUGUGGACCGGUUCCAGGAAGCUCAUGGGCCGAAAGCAGCCCGUGGGCCUUAGGUUGCCGACCUCUGUGCUAAACCAUAGUUAAAGGUGAAUGUGCUGGGUGCAUUAGGCUAAAAUUGCGGGUACCUUGCUCUUCCACCCCUUCUGUUGUUGCAUGUUGCAUCUAAACUCAGACUCGUUUUGUUGCUCUCAAAAUAAACCAUGAGCUACAACCAAGGUUUGUUUGUGGCUUACCACUCAUGGUGGUUUGGGGAGAAACAAACCAUGAGUCUGGGUUUGGACAUGAUGCUUAGUGAAACCAUGGCUUUGCUGCCGACAACACAGAAGUAGCAGCAAAGCAGCUGCAAUUUUAGCCCUAUGCACCAGCAUGCUUUGUGUUCAUCUUUAAACAAUAGUUAACCAUGGUUUAAAGUGACAUGGGAGCAAGGCCUGUAUGUUUUGACAGCCUGUAACUUCAAAUAAUUUGAUUCCAGUCUUUUCUUUCCAUACUUGCCUGUUAUUUUUUCUUAGAUCUGUUACUGUAGAAUUUUCAGCAAACUGCUUUUCCUUGUGUGGAGGGCAGAAGUGCUGUGUGCUGGGCAGUAAAUGUCACCACUUGCGUAGGUGGAUAUAAUCCUAAGAGGUUUUUGAAUGUGUGCAUAUAUGCCAUAGGUCACCAGAGCAAAAUUUAAAUGCCACCUUCAAAGCAUUAAUGUCAUUUCUGUAGAGGGCUAUUAAGUACAAUUUUCCUGCAAUAAACAUUAUCUAAACUAUAGUGGACUAUUCCUGAGUAAUGGCCAUUUUUGUCAGAUCAUUCCCUCCCCAUUUAGAAAUGCAAGUUACCUCAUGAUGAGCUUGCAUACUAUCGAAAGGAUGGGAAAACCCCACUAAUGCUUAAUCAUAAUCCUACUACUAAUGUUUGUUAAGACAUUAAAUAUUUUACAUUUUCCUCCUGAGAUCAUAUGAGAUGAAUUGAGGUGAAUGAUCAUUUUUGUAGCUAAGCAAAAAUAAAAUAAAAGUGUAAUUGUAAUUAGGACAAAAAAUAUGGAAAUUAGUGUCUAGGACGUUUCCAUAAAACUUUCAGCACAUGAUCCUUUCUUAGCAAAGUUGGGGGCUACAUUUUUUUAAAAAAUAUAUUAUUAUAGUUAUAUCCCACUCUUUCCUACAAGAAGCUCAGGGUGGUGCACUUUCAUUUUAUUUUGCCAAUACCUGUGAGGUUGGUUAGGCUGAGAUCCUGCAACUGGCCAGUGAUCUUCAUGGCUGAGUGGUAAUCUGAAUCCUGGUAUCCAGGGUUCAGUAUCAGGGUUGGGCUAUGCAGGUAGUAUUCAAUACAUGUGGGCAUGUCUGGUUCAGGGAUCAGAGCAGCUGGAGCACACAGGGCAAGUGGGUGAGAUUCUUCUGUUUUUUGAGUGUACAUACAUUCAAGUACACAUGAUAAAACUGCCACUUUGUGGCUAUCUUUUCAUGGAAAGCAGGAUAAAUGUAAGGCUUUUUAUUUUAAAGAUUGGAAAUUGGCUGACAUGAUGGCAUCAUAUUUCUGCUGUUUCAUUAUUUCUCUGGCCUUGCACCAAAUAAUUACUUUAAUCUAAAAUGCUGCUUUAGCAAACCCUUGUGCGUUUGUUUCCCUGCAAGGUGAAUCACAUCUUUUAUUGGUUGGAGACCCUGGAACAGGGAAGUCUCAGUUUCUGAAAUACGCAGUAAAGAUUACUCCGCGUUCUGUACUUACAGCAGGAAUUGGAUCCACAAGCGCAGGUAAAAUGAGACAUCCAAAUGCACAAUCAACUGCGGUUGGAAUUUUUGUUUAUAUUGGGGGAGGAGGCAGUUGA